Molecule: messenger RNA, 2012 nt
Organism: Rhea pennata
Lineage: Eukaryota; Metazoa; Chordata; Aves; Rheiformes; Rheidae
Gene: SYT12
Product: synaptotagmin 12
Exons: 9
Coding region: 379-1653 (424 amino acids)
Biological process (GO): calcium-ion regulated exocytosis; regulation of calcium ion-dependent exocytosis; cellular response to calcium ion
Cellular component (GO): exocytic vesicle; plasma membrane
Molecular function (GO): phosphatidylserine binding; calcium ion binding; clathrin binding
Source: RefSeq, a predicted model, not a curated record
CAGGUGGUCCUCCCAGAUGAAGGAGGAGCUGCCAAGGGAGAACAGAAAGGAAAGCCAUCGCAGAUGCAGCAGGGCCUAGGAGGAGGUCCUUCCCUAAGAAGGAAGGAGCAGCAGGACACCAGUGGAUGUCAGAUGGGUGAAGGUGUCCCAGGCCAUGGGGGAAUGGAGCACCUCCUGAGCAGUCGUGGAAACUGCCGCAUCUCUCUCCCCUCUCCGUGACGGCCGAGGGAGCAGACGCGCUGCGGCCGUCCGGCUCAUGACGGAGGCGCCGAGGCAGCCGGCACCGCGCCCUCCCGCCUGGAGCCCCAGGGAGCCCCUCGCCACCGCCGGCGGCCCCCCGCCCCGCGCAGGCUGUCCUGGGAGCGGAGACCGCCAGCCAUGGAAGGUGGGCACGUAGGCAGGUACCACUUAAGUGUGGCUGCCAGCCCGCCCCGCUGGGAGAUGGGCACCUACGUGGCUGGCGCCCUGGCCCUGCUGGGAAUAGCUGCUGUGAACCUGUGGAAGCUCUGGCGCUCCGGGAGCUACCCGGCGCCGUCGCCCUUUCCCAACUACGACUACAGAUACCUGCAGCAAAAAUACGGCGCCGCGUGUUCGGAGGGCCGCCACAAGCAGGAGGCCGGCCGGAGCCCGGGCUGCCGCAGGGCACCGGAGCGGCCGGGGCCGGGCCGGCCGGCCGGGCUGCGGGUGGCCGACACCUUGGAGAGCAUCGACGAGCUGGGCGGCCUGGAGCUGAUGAGCCGGGAGCUGGGGCUGGCGCCCUACGGACCCCUCAAGAAAUCGGUGUCCGCUGACUCGCUGAGCUCCAUCUCGUCCAUUGGGACCAGCUUCGGGCAGGAUUUCACGGUGGGCCAGGUGGAGGUGAGCCUGGAGUACGCCUGGCGGGCGCAGGCCCUGCACGUGGCCCUGCUGCAGGGCAAGGACCUGCUGGAGAAGGACGACGGCCGCUUCGAGUCCUGCUUCGUGCGUGUCAGCCUGCUCCCAGCUGAGCGCAUCGUCGGCAUCUCCCGGCUCCAGAGGAGCGCCGGCUCGGUGUGCUUCGACGAGCGCUUCUCCGUGCCGCUGGAGCCGGCGGCGCUGGAGGAGAACAGCCUGCGCUUCGCUGCCUUCGGCGUCGACGAGGCCGAGAGGAACGUCAGCACCGGCGUGGCUGAGCUGAAGCUCUCCGACCUGGACCUGCCCGCCCGGCCCUUCAACGCCUGGCUCUACCUGCAGGACAUGAACAAGACAGUGGACUCGGUGGGCGAGAUCCUGCUCUCCCUGAGCUACCUGCCCACAGCCGAGCGCCUGACAGUGGUGGUGGUGAAGGCCAAAAACCUCGUGUGGACCAACGGCAAAGGAACCGCCGAUCCCUUUGUCAAGGUGUACCUGCUGCAGGACGGGAGGAAGAUCAGCAAGAAGAAGACAGCGGUGAAGCGGGACGACCCAAACCCCGUGUUCAAUGAGGCCAUGAUCUUCUCGGUGCCAGCCAUCGUGCUCCAGGAGCUGUCGCUGCGGGUGACGGUGGCCGAGUGCGGCGAGGACGGCCGAGCCGACAACACGGGCCACGUGGUCAUCGGCCCCUCGGCCAGCGGCAUGGGCAUCACCCACUGGAACCAGAUGCUUGCCACGCUGAGGAAGCCCGUGUCCAUGUGGCACCCAGUGCGGCGAAACUAGGGCUCGCUGGCCGCCGGGCGGUCCGCCCCGGGGGGGUUCGGCGCCGCUCGGAGGAGGAGCAGCCGCGGGAUGGCGGCAGCGGCUCAGCGAGACGCCGACGGCGGGAGGGAGAGGCAGCGCUGCCGCGGCAGUUCCCCGCCAAAGGACCUUUCUGCCGGCUGGUUUUGCUGCUAAAAGCCGUGACUUUAAGGCAAAGGAGGAUUUUUUUGCAGCUCCACACUCGCAUGCGCCUUGGGGACAGCGAAGAGCCCGCCCGGGCGGCUUAAACAAGGCAGAGAAGGCAGGCUGCGGCCGGAGCGCCCCGAGGCCUGGCCCGAAGCGGGCCGCGCGGCGCGAGCCGCUGCCCCGCGUGCUCCCCG